This is a messenger RNA of Hippopotamus amphibius kiboko, 3227 nucleotides long. It is a transcript of the gene RNF182, whose product is annotated as ring finger protein 182. The transcript has 2 exons. Lineage: Eukaryota; Metazoa; Chordata; Mammalia; Artiodactyla; Hippopotamidae. The coding region runs from base 311 to 1054 and encodes 247 amino acids. The record is from RefSeq and is a predicted model, not a curated record.
GGCGCCGCCGCCGCCGCCGCCGCCGCCGCCGGAGCGGCUCCCAGCCCCGCGCCCGCCGCCACGGCCACGGCCACGGCCACGGCCACCACCACCGCGGGCCAGACCCUUCAUGUGGCCUUUGUAAAUAUGGUUUGAGACAGAGAGUGAUAUGUAGAAGCUGAAAAAAUGGCUAGAAGAUUUCUGUCCCUCCUUUUCCCGCCCAUUUGCAUCUCUGCCUGAUUCGGAUGAUGUGACAUUCAGAGAGACAGCUUCCUCGAAGUCGUCCUUCAAGAAGACCCGUCGGCCCAAGACUGGACGUACAGAAUUCAGGAUGGCCAGUCAGCCACCAGAAGAUGCCGCGGAGUCUCAGGUCUCGGACGAGCUCGAGUGUAAGAUCUGUUACAACCGGUACAACCUGAAACAGAGGAAACCCAAAGUGCUGGAGUGCUGUCACAGGGUGUGUGCCAAAUGCCUCUACAAGAUCAUAGACUUCGGGGACUCCCCGCACGGCGUCAUCGUCUGCCCUUUCUGCAGGUUCGAGACCUGCCUGCCGGAUGAUGAAGUCGGCAGCCUGCCCGACGACAACAACAUCCUGGUGAACUUGACGUGCGGCGGCAGAGGCAAGAAGUGCCUGCCCGAGAACCCCACCGAGCUGCUGCUGACCCCCAAGCGGCUGGCCUCGCUGGUCAGCCCUUCCCACGCGUCCUCCAACUGCCUGGUCAUCACGAUCAUGGAGGUGCAGAGGGAGAGCUCGCCGUCGCUCAGCUCCACGCCCGUGGUCGAGUUCUACAGGCCCUCCAGCUUCGACUCCGUGACCUCCGUGUCGCACAACUGGACCGUGUGGAACUGCACGUCCCUGCUCUUUCAGACGUCCAUCCGGGUGUUGGUGUGGCUGCUGGGCUUGCUGUACUUCAGCUCCUUGCCCUUGGGCAUCUACUUACUGGUGUCCAAGAAGGUCACCCUCGGGGUGGUCUUCGUCAGCCUCGUCCCCUCCAGCCUCGUCAUCCUGAUGGUGUACGGCUUCUGCCAGUGUGUCUGUCACGAAUUCCUAGACUGUUUGGCACCGUCCUCUUAGUCCAGACCCACGCUCAGAAAUCUCACACACAUCUCCGUGUUUCAAGUUAGGUCAUGUAGCCUUUCCUUUCUCGCAGAUUCUCUGUGAUCGGUGCCCAUGGUGCGAACAAAGCCACUGGGCAUAUGUUUGUGGUCCUUUUUCCAUCAAAAUCUUGACUCGGUUGGUUUUCCGGUGUGCUGGAGGUAAAAAUGUUCGUUUCUACUUACGUGUUAGCCAAAAAGAAAAAGGGAUCAGCUUAAGCCUUCCUAGAGCUCUUCUCCCGAGUCUUUCCAGAGAAAGGGCAGGUUCCGCUCAGAGCUGCUAGACAGACACCAGGGCCAGGCGUGUUGUGCUGCCGUAGGGGGUCUUUGUGGACGAUUAGGUAUGAACGGAUUCCUCUUCUCAUAAGCUUAGCCUGGGAUGGAGGGUGGACGCAAGAGGAGAGUAGCCCCAAGACACGUCCGUUUGUGCGGUGCGCAGCCCCGGCCCCCGCCCCCGCCCCCGCCCCCGCCCAGCUGUUGGCACUUCCGGGGAUGCUCUUCAGCAGGGAUGCUGGUUCCCUCUGCGCAUGCUCCUUGCCAAGAGGAACCUCUGCUCUCCUGUGGUUUUAAUUAUAUACCUGUUUUGCCACGUUACUAAAGAAAAUUAAAAACAUUGAGGAAUUUGCAUCAACUUCCAGGUAGAAUGUGGCCACUUGUUUGUGAGACACGCCCUUUCCUCCACGUUUAUUUUCCACUCUCCAGCCUUCUCUGAAAUUCUCACAGAGCAGUUAUUGUUCGUGGAGAUGUGAUUUGAGCUUUUCCUUAAAGCAUUUUCACUUAGUUUCAUUUUUUUUUUAAACCAUCUUGUUCAGUCAGCCCCAUCCCUUACCCUGAGUGAGGUUCCAUUUAAAUUAGUUGCUAUAACUUUAUGUGGAUUUUGUUUUUUUCCCAUUGUAUUUUAAGUUCUGUUAUGGAGUCAACUUAAUCCCAUAACAAUUUGGGGUAAAUUGCAACAGUGGAAACCCAGAAACAGUUCAGGAGCCGUUCGAGCUCGUGGUUUGAUGUGCUGAGAACCGAAGUAUUUUGCUGUGCUUUACUGAGCUGUACCAAAAUAUAAUGGUUUAGGUUUAUGUGCCCCUGUGUUGCAGUAGGUCAGGCAAAAGAAUGGGCAACAAACACGCCAAGCUGACGCCCUGAAUGGAAAAGACCCUUCAAGGAAGUAAUGUGGAGGGGAGGAGUGCAAUCUAACAUAUUGCCAUCCCUGCUAAGUCCCUUUUAGAAUGGAUUCAAGCUCUUAUGCAGUUUGUUUCAAAUAAAAGCAUAAGCUAUGUGACUUGAGUUAAUGAACUUUUCAUGAUGUAGGGGAAGUUGAAUGUGUGUAUUUAUGAGAAGACAUUGGUUAGCAGAUUUUAGGUCUGAGGGAAUAGAAUGUCCACAGAAAGUAGGCAAAAAAAAAAAAAGCAUUUUAGUCUAAAACGCAUUACAGAUGAUAAACAUUUAAAUAUUCAUAACUCUUAGAAAGGGGCAUUACUAAAUCUGCUUUAGCUUGUUUGUGGUGAAACAUUUGUUGCGUGAAAUACAGUGGACCAGUUCCAAUCUCUUUAUUCAGGAAAAAUUGACACAUUUAUAGAUUAGUAGUUUGACUUUAAUUCUGUAACUAUUAACUUUGAGAACAUGUAUGCCCAGGGUAAAUAUUACAGGAAAGUGUAUGUGGGAUGUGGCCUGAUGAAUUUAAGCCCCGAUACAGCUAAGUACAUUUCACGAAAUCUAGUUUAGAUAGCAUUGUGAAUGCAAUUUCCAAAUAUCCAUUUGUACCUAGAGUAAAUAUAAUGUUUAGAUGUUUUGUGGUUUGGAUUUAUAUAUUUAUAAGAUUUUUUAAAAAUGUUCAUUUUGCCUGAAAUGUAGCAUCAAAUAAAUUGGUGAGUUAUCAUAGGAUGACAUUUCUAGAAAGCUCUGGAUUUGGGUAGUAUGUAUUUUGCUUAUUUGUAUAAUGUCUGCAGUGCUCAAUUUGUGUCUCUCUUUGUAUUGUGAUAGUCUUUUCUUCCUUUCCUUUCUUUUUUUUAGUUGCCAGUAAGUUAAUUUGGUGUUAAAGAGUUUUAAAUGUAUGACAACAAAAAAGUUUUCAUGCUGUUGAAUGAAAAAAGGACAGUGCUUCAAUCUUCUAUUUAUUGUGGUGAUGUUUUGUUUGUCCAUUAAAUUGUUAUUAUUUCCAA